AUGUUCUUCCUUUCUGCACUUCCCUCGUUGGGGCUUUUGACCUCUUUUGUCUCUGCCCAGUACUCGAACACCACCAGUGGCACUUCUGCUACCAAUGCAUCUACCUACACAAAUCCGAUUCUCGAUAAAGUGGGCGCAGACCCAUGGGUAAUUCGUCAUGGAGACUAUUACUAUAUGACGUAUACUACCAAUACGAAUGUCACAAUACUUCGCAGCUCCGUCCUGACGGACUGGAACAACGCGGAUGUCAAGCUGGCUUUCGACCCACCUCCGGGUAUGAACUAUUCGACUGAUCUAUGGGCACCUGAGUUACAUCAGAUCGACAACUCCUGGUAUAUAAUUUUUACAGCCGACCCGAAUUAUGAUACUCCUUCGCCAGGUACCGGUAACCAUUACUCGCACGAAAAACAUGCUAACCAUACUCANGAGGUGGAUAUGUGGUGUGACUACAAUUGUCCAGCGGUUCACCAUCGCAUGUAUGUCCUUGAAGGCUCAUCUUCUGAUCCGUGGGACUCGACCUAUACUCUGAAGUCUCAGCUCAACACUUAUGAUCAAUUCGCUAUUGAUGGUACCUACUUCCAACAUGACUCUGGGCUUUAUCACAUCUACAGUUGUUGGUACCGUCAAUACGAUGCCUGGCCAUCGAAUCUCUGCAUCACCAAGAUGUCCGACCCUUGGACUGUAGAGAGUAACUUUACAGAACGCCAGAUUAUCAGCGUCCCCGACAAUCCUUGGGAGAAGACACCUUAUGGACGACCUUGGAACUACCGUCUCUCAUCAAACGAAGGACCACAACAGCUCACUAAUCCCACUACGGGUCAGCAGUUUGUUAUCUACAGCGCUGCUCGUUCCGAUAACCGUAACUACUGUCUGGGUCAAUUGGAGCUCGUCGGUGAUGAUCCGAUGAACCCUUCAGAUUGGCGCAAGAACAAUGAAGGCUGUGUCUUCUACCAAAACCCCAAAGAAGAAGCAUACGGAGUGGGACACGCUAGUUUCACUAAGAGUCCUGAUGGUACUCAGGACUGGAUCGUGUAUCAUGGCAUGAGAGAUCCUACGAACGGAUGGAGUGCGAGAACAAUUAGAACACAGCAAUUCACGUGGAACGCUGAUGGCUCGCCCAAGUUCCCAAAACCCGGAUAUGGACCUUAUCAAGUGCCCUCGGGACAGGCUUGA
This is a messenger RNA of Aureobasidium musti, 1173 nucleotides long. Lineage: Eukaryota; Fungi; Ascomycota; Dothideomycetes; Dothideales; Saccotheciaceae. The record is from the annotation of a GenBank genome assembly.